Messenger RNA from Acanthochromis polyacanthus (spiny chromis), 915 nucleotides. Its product is annotated as cerebellin-2-like. Gene Ontology annotation, molecular function: protein binding. Lineage: Eukaryota; Metazoa; Chordata; Actinopteri; Pomacentridae. The record is from RefSeq and is a predicted model, not a curated record.
AUGGCCAUGCAACCUUGGGUAGGCAGUGCCUACCCUGCCUACCCUGACUGCACAUCACUGGAGGACACAUCCCUCCGUGGCCAGACGGCAGUUGUGUGGGAGGGGGAGCUGCCAUGCAGAAAGUGGGACUGUGAAUGUGCUUUCAGUCGCUUGCGGGGCUGCUGCUGUGGAGAAACGGAGCUCUUUGAAGUGGAGGAUGAAAUCUUUAUGAGAAUGAUGGACCUGUCGAGGAGAUUGUUCCAACUGAGUGAUAGCAUCUUUGAAGUCAUAGGAGGAAUACGGAUUGCAUUCACAGCUUCUUUGAGCCACAAAACAAACUGCUUUGGCCCUUUGACCAGGAGCAGGCCGAUUCCUGAUGACACUGUCACCCUCAACCAUGGAAGUGGAUAUAACCCUGCACUAGGUAUAUUCACAGCACCUCGCUCUGGACUCUGCUCCUUCUCCUUCUCGGUGUACUCGAAGGUGGGUGCAUCAGGCGAGAGGAUGUACUACAAGGUACGACUCAUGAGAGAUGGGGAAGUGAUGGCCUCAACUUGGGAGGACAACAGGGAGGAUUCAGAGGACAGCAGCUCUCAUCUUCUGUCACUGCAGCAAGGAGGCCAGAUGUAUGUAGAGCUGCUUAAUGACAGGCAGCUAUGUGGGAAUGCUGAGGGCCUGAACAGCUUCUCUGGCUCCUUAAUUUAUCACACUCUGCCCAAAUAAUGAUUUAUUUCUAUGUGGCUUCAGUGUUUCAUGGGUUUACUUUUUUGUGGAAAUUACCACAGGAAAAUAAAAAGCAUGCAUGCAGGAUGUUAAUGGCAUAUACUGUAUGUAACUGUGUGACCUUUUUUGAAGAUACAAUUCAGAAAUUGCACAUAUAUGUCUGUUUAAAGAAUGAUAAAAGCAAGAAUUAAUAAAUUAAAUACUGAAAUAAUA